CAGGAGUCCCGAUGCGGAGCCACUGGGUUGGGCCGCCUGAGGUCGGAACCGAUCCGGUCGCGAUUCUCUAAUGAUCUUGCUUCACCAUGGCAACCAAUAUGGAGGUGCUGGCUCAGCAGGUAGUGGAGACACAGCAGGUGGCUGAGGUGCAGACUGUUCAGACUUCAUUAUCCGAAUCUCCAGUGAUGACCAACCCUUCCCAGCGUAUCCAGAUUAUUUCCACAGACUCCUCUGUAGCUUCUCCACAACGCAUUCAGAUUGUGACAGAUCAGCAAACAGGGCAAAAAAUACAAAUAGUGACAGCAGUGGAUUCAUCUGUAUCUCCAAAACAACAGUUUAUAUUAGCCAGUCCAGAUGGAACUGGUGCAGGAAAGGUGAUACUGGCAGCACCCGAGACAUCUAAUGCGAAGCAGCUUAUCUUUACCACGACAGACAAUAUUGUGCCAGGCAGAAUUCAGAUAGUGACGGACACUGCUUCGGUGGAACGUUUGCUGGGAAAAGCUGAUGUUCAGCGGCCACAAGUAGUAGAAUAUUGUGUCGUCUGUGGAGAUAAAGCAUCAGGUCGUCACUAUGGUGCUGUAAGCUGUGAGGGAUGCAAAGGUUUCUUUAAAAGGAGUGUAAGGAAGAAUUUGACCUACAGUUGUCGUAGCAACCAGGACUGUAUCAUCAAUAAACACCAUCGGAAUCGCUGCCAAUUUUGUAGGCUUAAGAAAUGUCUAGAAAUGGGCAUGAAAAUGGAAUCGGUUCAGAGUGAAAGAAAACCUUUUGAUGUGCAACGUGAAAAACCAACAAACUGUGCAGCUUCCACUGAAAAAAUCUAUAUCAGAAAAGACCUGCGGAGUCCUCUAAUAGCAACUCCAACAUUUGUCGCAGAUAAGGAUGGGGCACGGUCAGCAGGCCUUCUUGAUCCAGGAAUGCUUGUGAAUAUUCAGCAGCCUUUGAUCAGGGAUGAUGGUACAGUCCUUCUAGCUGCUGACUCCAAGGCUGAGACAAGCCAGGGUGCUUUAGGAACACUAGCAAAUGUUGUAACAUCUCUUGCUAAUCUCAAUGAGUCAUUAAAUAAUGGAGAUACUUCUGAAAUUCAACAAGAAGAACAAUCUGCAAGUGAGAUUACACGAGCAUUUGAUACUUUGGCUAAAGCACUUAAUACCACAGAUGCCUCAGCAGCUCAGAACUUGGCAGAUGGAAUGGAUCCUACAGGAGGAGGGAAUAUUCAUGUAAUCAGUAGAGAUCAGUCAACACCUAUUAUUGAAGUGGAAGGACCCCUCCUUACAGAUACACAUGUCACAUUUAAGCUGACAAUGCCCAGUCCAAUGCCAGAGUACCUUAAUGUUCAUUAUAUCUGUGAGUCAGCAUCACGACUACUAUUCCUCUCUAUGCACUGGGCAAGGUCCAUACCAGCUUUUCAAGCACUUGGGCAGGACUGUAAUACAGGCCUUGUGCGCGCCUGCUGGAAUGAGCUAUUCACCUUAGGCCUUGCACAGUGUGCACAGGUGAUGAGUUUGUCUACCAUCCUAGCAGCUAUUGUCAACCACCUCCAGAACAGCAUACAGGAAGAUAAGCUUUAUGGAGACAGAAUAAGGCAAGUGAUGGAACACGUGUGCUAACUUCAGGAGUUCUGUAACAGCAUGGCCAAGCUUGAUAUUGAUGGAUAUGAAUAUGCAUAUCUUAAAGCUAUAGUCCUCUUUAGCCCUGAUCACCCUGGUCUGACCAGUUCAACCCAAAUAGAAAAAUUCCAGGAGAAGGCACAGAUGGAAUUGCAGGACUAUGUACAAAAAACCUAUCCAGAAGAUACUUAUAGGCUAGCCCGGAUUCUAGUUCGCCUGCCAGCACUUAGGCUGAUGAGCUCUAGCAUUACUGAGGAACUAUUUUUUACUGGUCUCAUUGGAAAUGUUCCAAUUGACAGCAUAAUUCCCUACAUUCUCAAAAUGGAAACAGCAGAAUAUAAUGGUCAAAUAACUGGCACAUCUGCAUAGUGGGAACAAUACAAUUUGAUGGAUCAAAAUAAUUUUCAUAAAAACAUAUAUUUAAGAGAAAGAAGUUAAAAGAAUACCAGUUUGGUAUGUACAGAUAUUUACAACUUACUAUUUAAUUUCCUAUCAGAUUUCUUCUCAUCUGUCUGCUGACUUUGACAAAAUUUAAGCAGCUUUUAAAUGAUCUGUAUUAGGACCUUUUCUGCCACAAGGAAUGUUUCUGAUGCCUUUCCUUCAAAAGGCUAUAGAUUACUGAACGUACUUUUAACAUGCUUUGUAUUUAGAAAUUAUUGGUGGUUAAAAA
Molecule: messenger RNA, 2277 nt
Organism: Nothoprocta perdicaria
Lineage: Eukaryota; Metazoa; Chordata; Aves; Tinamiformes; Tinamidae
Gene: NR2C2
Product: nuclear receptor subfamily 2 group C member 2
Exons: 15
Biological process (GO): cell differentiation; positive regulation of embryonic development; positive regulation of transcription by RNA polymerase II
Molecular function (GO): nuclear receptor activity; RNA polymerase II cis-regulatory region sequence-specific DNA binding; zinc ion binding
Source: RefSeq, a predicted model, not a curated record